Amoebophrya sp. A120 is the source of this 7439-nucleotide messenger RNA. The record is from the annotation of a GenBank genome assembly. NCBI's taxonomy places the organism in Eukaryota, Dinophyceae, Syndiniales, Amoebophryaceae.
AGGAGCCUGUCACCGACCCGUAAUUGAGCUUUUGUAGACCGACAAGAAUGAAUUGAAAUAGUGAGUAGCGCCGCCAUCGUUUUCGCUGCUUGUAGCCCAAGAAAGCGUCCUCGACAUGACGUGCAUAUCGUACAUCAGAAAUCUCGCAUUUCAUUAAGAUCAAAAGUCUCUGUCUCCAUCGCCGUAGCCCGGAAUGGAGUACAGAUUUUCCACUUUAUUUACUUGUAACCGGAAGAGGAGCUGGCCCUGGUCGAGUGGAGGUUCUUGCCGAACCACGCGAGGCGACAUGAGGGCUUUUUCUCCGCGUCCCUCCUGUGUAACAACUACACGAUCAGUGCUAAAAACAACGGGUGCUUGUACAGCAACAAAUCCUGCUGGAUCGAGCAACAAGAGGCAUUAUUUCCACCCCUUCUUAUCUGCUAGUGCCUGCGGCCUUGCGGUGGUCCUCUUUUUUCCCGACGUAUCCCAGGCCGCUAUGAACGUCAAUUUGAAUGGGGUGGAGGAGGAGGUCGGCCGCCUGCGCGAGCGGAUUUUAUCGUAAGGAAAAAUCCCCCCUCCCCAUAUCGAAAACGAAACUUGUCAUGCUGUAUUUGAGUACACAAAUGCAAAUGCUAGAAGACCGAGAGCCGCAGUUGUGGCCUAGUUUGCAGGCAAUUUGUGAUGGUGUUUCCCACUUCCAGCUGCCUCCUGUCAUGCUGCAGAAGCAAGGCUUUCCCACGCCACCCAGUAAUACAGUCCGCCUCUUUUCCCGUCUAGCAUGACAAAGCUAAUUUGUGACCACAGACCUGCAUCACAGACUUCCGUUUCGAUAUGGGGAGGGGGGAUUUUUCUUCUUGAUAGAUUUUCGUCGACCGCAAGUUUGUGGCGAAGCGGGGCAGCCGGACCGCGGUCCGUCGCGGCCUGCGGCGGCUGCCCAAGCCCGUGAAGGCCGCCUACGUAUCCUGUGCAAAAGUAUCGUACUCGUAUUGCAAUCAUGCAUUACAAAUCCUGUACCUAUGGUCAAUCAGCAUUACAAAUUUUAUUUCUCAUGCUGAGAAAAUUUGUAAUGCAUUUAUACGAGUACGAUACUUUUGCAGUUCAUACUAUGCGGUGUCUGGUGAUCAUGACCUGUACAACAGCGACGUGGAUGAAGACGCGGAGAACGGCGGCAUCGAGGAGGUUUCCGACCACGCGGUGCUGUCCAAGAGCGAGUCCAGCGACGGCAAGAUCACGCCGUCGUCGCGCGACGGCGAGCGGACCCGCUCCCUGUUCGCGGACUUUUUCGGGGAACUGCUGUUCGGUCGCCGCCCGUCGCCGGACGGCGCCGCCUACUACGCCGGGCGUGGGCGCGGAGGUGGUGGGGGUACUAACAAGGGCCGCGGCAAGGGCGGGAAUUAUCGGGGCGGCGGGAGUAGUACAAGGCAAGCGGGGCUUUAUUCUACUUCCAUGGAGUCAUCUUCAUCGUUCGGCUUCGGGGCAGACCUAGAGGAGGAGUUGGUGGAGGAGCACUACCGCAAGCAGGACAAGGAGCAGUACCUGUCGUGGCAGGUGAACGCAGCGGAAAAAACGUGCUCGUCGCUGGACGGCCCACUGUGCAAGGACGACCGCGACGUGGGAGGUGUGGUGCCGGUGUCGGUGGUGGCCGCCGGGAUGCGAGUGCGCAAGAAGCCCGCGGUGCUGGACCUGUACCGGGAGGAGGCCGUGGCGGCGGACCACCGCAACAUCCUGGACCUGGAGUACGGCCGCUUCACCAAGGUCGUCGCCAAUCUGACCGACCUGGCCACGCCCGUGGAGGAUGUCUCGAGCUUCGAGGAGGAAGACCGGCCGUACUGGGCGAGGGACUACGGAGACAGGCGCGGGAAAAAACGAGGAAAAAACGCUGUCAAGGUCGUGAAGAAGAAGCAAAUCGACUUCACCUCCGACUCCGCCGGUCGCAACCUUCAGCACAUGCAGGUGGCAGAUCUGAGUCACGGUGCCACGCUCCGGCGUACUUCCCUGUCGUACGUGGAUGUUGAAUCAAGCCGGGUCCUCGCAGGAGAUCAUGUGGUGGUCACCACGGCGAGGACCCGCGGCAUCAAAGGAGGCGACCGGCUCAUUGCUGAGGGAGACGAUGCGGCAGCUGGGAACUCAACAUCUCUCGCGGGGUCCUUCAUCGAAGGCGACGGCGCGAAGGGCAGAGGAGAAAUGAGAGAAAACGAAGAAGAUGUUGAACAGCAGCUCCAGAAGAACCACGAACUGCAACAGUAUCAUUCGUCUGCUUCAGAGUUUCAUGAACCACGGCAAUUUGCAUCACGGACCUCGACAAAUGAAGCCAGUAGCGCAAAGUCAGCGGCAGCGGCCGACCUGAUCCGGGUUGCAUUCCGAGGAGGCUGGCGGAUUUUUUCAGACAUCGACCGUGAGCCGGUCAACGACGUUCUUGCGGACCACGGCCGCGCAGCUCCUGAAAAGAGCAUGCUCCUCGCCGGCGGCCAAUUUGGGUCAAUUCGAUUCUCCCGGCCCGUUUUGGUGCGGAAGUUGCUGGUUCGCGGCUCCAAAAUGCACCAGCACGCCGUGUAUCAAAUGCAAAAAUGUCUGGGUCUGGAAGAUUCCGGGAUUUGUGAUGCAUAUUUUGUAUGAUCCGUGAUGCAUGUAAUGCAUGAUCUAGCAUCACAGAUUUUUAGAGGACUUCCUGAUGCCUAUUCCGCAUGAGAAAUGCCCUCUCCGCGUAACACAAACUGGGCUCCUGUUGCUGGUCACGCAAUACAGAUUUUUUUGGAAUCCAAGGACAGCAUGACAAGUUGCAAUCUUCCAGACCCAGACAUUUUUGCAAUGCAUACCGUGAUAUCGGGCCGCGCCCGCUUCCGUGAGGGCCGGGAGGUUUUCCGCGCCCCACUGUACAACGUAUCAAAUGUAAACAUGUCUGGGUCUGGAAACUUGUGAUGCUGGGUGGCGUCUCAUGAUGAGGCCACAAGUGCUGGCUCAGCAUGACAAGUUUCUGAGCUUCUAGGUGUUGCCUAUUCUGCAUGACAAACUGCGUUUCUGCAUCACGGAAAAAUGGAGCUCUUGGGUAAAGUGCAUGACAGAUUUAAGAGUCAUGCCAGACAAGCAUGACAAACAUGCAUUCUUCCAGACCCAGACAUUUUUACAUUUGAUACAAUGUGACCAAGACCGAUUUGCUGGCCAGCUACUCGGUGCCGGGGGGCUGCGGCUCCCAUCUGCGCAGCACCUGCCGCGCCGACGCGGACGAACAGCAGUUCCACCGGGGGUUCCACCACGUUCCUGCUGUCGAGGGAAGCAGUGGCAGUGGGAGCGCAGAACCUUCUAUGCAUGAAAUUCAGCUCGUCCCGGCGCCGCGCCAAGAUCUUGUCGAGGACCACGAUCCGGUUAUUUGUAAUGGCAAUGGGUCAACACCAGGAACAUCAACCUCCACCUGCCAGAACACGGGGACGGGGCACGACGUGGCAGACGAAGAGGCCCACGACCACGCUUUUCUUGGAGAAAAACCAAAAAAUAUCGACAAAAAUCUGCUGGCGCCGCUGAGCGGGCCCCUGCGCAACUCGCUGGCGAAGUUUGACAGCGGCAUUGAUUUCGCGCAGGACAGCCUGCUGAACGUGGGCCUGGUUGCGGUGGACGAGUUGAGUUUCACGGCCGCGCGGAACGUGGAGGUCGUCGCGCUCGAGGUGACGCCGGCUGCGUACGACGAGGAGCCGCGGGCGGCUUUCGUGCUGUCGCAGGAGGGCACGGUCGUGUUGGACCACGCGGUGAGCCCCAGCGCAGCGCCCUUCCUGAUGCCCCUGAAGCGAGUGCUGGAGGAGGAGUUCGCGCUCACCGAGCCGGACAUGCGCUUGCACUUCCUCCCACCCCAGCUGAUGAUGUUGGCGGAAAUAAAGGAGGAAGAAGAGAGAAAGAAGCGAGCAGCAGACCAUGACGCGUACGCGUUGCGAGGAACGACUUCUACAUCUGCAGUUGUAGAGCAGGAGGAGUGGAUCCGCGGACAGCUGGACCGGCACAGCCGGGAGGAGGAGGAGCGGCGGCCGGGAUUCGGUUCGCAAAAGCCGAACUACCUCGAGAUGUUGCAGAAGAAGUCCCUGCACAAGCGGCUGCUGGAGCGGCCCUCGUUCUACAAGAUGGCUUCCAUCAUGCGGGAGGACGCGUUCUUUGCGCCGAAGCGGCGGCAGAUCGACAAGGACCUCCACCUGCUGGACUCGGCCUUCCGGGCGCUGGGCAAGCACCAGCGCCGCAACACCGCCUUCUGGCAGGCCGAGGAUCGCCUGUUUAACGAGUGGACCCUGUUCGUGCAAAACUUCGACCGGAGUCUGUACUAUUCAUCCACCCAAACUGCCACCACCUCGCUCGCGAGCGCUCAUGAUGGUAUUUCGGCAACACCAGUUCAAGUUCUUGGUCAAGAAGCAGUAGAGCCACAGCUGGCCGCACCCAGCGGAGGACCAGACUACCGCGAGGAUGUUGACCAGCAGAAAUUAUUUUCGACUUCUGCAACUUCGACUUCUGAUUCUGAAAGCAUCUUCUUUGGAUCGAAUGUAGAGGCGGGGACGCAAAAUUAUGACGACGGUGUUCAUCAUCAUGAUGUGGCUCUAUCAGCGUCCUCGACGUCCUAUUUUUACGAAGAUUCGAUUACAAGAACACCAGCAAUGUUGGGACCAGUGGAACCACAUCAUGUUCAAGAGGAACCGAAGAACCAGCACCAAUUACCGAACGCCGACUCGUCGUCUUCAACAAAUUUCUUGACGGACGACGGAUUCCUGUUCGCAGAUCAUGAUGCGGAUCAUUCGGAGGACGAAAUCGAAGAAGACGAUGAAUUUCUGGAGCAAGCACGCCGGAGAGAUCCAGACUUCCCGAAAAAAGAAGUCGAGGAGCAGGAGCAGGACAGUUCCGAGCAUGAUAGCUGGGGGGACAGCGUCGUGAAACGAGUCACUUCGAGUCUGACACGGAUUUUGAAACCGAAAAAGUACGUGAAACGGCCGCGAAAAGUCAAGCGAGCGCGGUCGAAGAUCAAAUCUUCUCCCAGGAGGGACAUCAGUUUCCACCAGAGCAGUCGUGAUCGUGCCGGGAUGAAGCAAUCGCCGUCGAGUCGGCCACGAGGGCGGAGCUACGGGGGGGCGCAGAAGAAGCUGACAAUUCCUCGAAGAAGCACAACUGGGAGAGCUUUGUCUAAAAAUCAUGCGAGUACUAGCGACGAGGAGCUUGGCGACUCAGUGUCCGAUCAUUCCGGCACAGACGCUUCCGAAACGUCACGGGAUUCCAUCUCGGGAUCAUCCUCCCCCGAGGGAUACUGUGAGGAAAAAUCCUCCCUCCCCAUACUGCAAACAGGUACGUUGCUCAAUUUUUGAUGCUGAUUUGUGACAACAAAUCCUGUCUCUCUUGCAAGAGGUCAAAUCCAAAGAAUCCGCCGCCCUAUGCAGGCGACCAAAACAACACCCCUACGCAGGCUGAGGCUUUGCCUGCAGUGCUGCCUCACUGCAAGACAGAGCUGAUUUGUGUAUACCAAUCCAGCCGGAGAAGUUCGUCCGUUUCAAUAUGGGGAGGGGGGAUUUUUCACUUUGAUAAGGGAUCCGCCUCGGGAAGCAGCUCCUCCGACUUCGAGAGUGACGAAGAUGCUGUGGGUAUCCUGAGUAAAAACGUCCCCACCCCAGAGUUGUCAUGCAAAUCUGCAUGCCAAAAAUGUUCCGCAUGCGGAGCCCCAUGAGAAGCAUUUUCUAGCCGUGUUUGGAAUUUGUGAUGCUAUAAUCAGCAUGAUAUACUAGAUCUGUGAUGCUGCUGAACUACCUAAACAGGAUUACACUACGAGGACAAAUUUGUCAUGCCAAUCGACCAAAGCCAGCUGAUUUGUCUAGCAGAUUUCCCAUCUUGAUGACUCUGGUGUGGGGACGUUUUUCCAAAUGAUAGUGGGCGGCGUGCUUCUGGAUAACAUGUUCAUGAGCGAGGAGGAGACCGGGCGGAUGAUGCGCGGCGGCGCCGAUGAUUCGGGGGAUGAUAUCGCACGAAAAAAGUGUUACACUUACACAUUUGUUGUCAAUUUAGCAACACAGAUUUUCUCUGCAUGGGAGGAAAAACUUGCAAUGCAGGAGAGAUCAUAAGGGAAAACACAUGUGAAAUGAGCUUGAAAGCAUUUUGUGCGGGACAGAGCUUGUCUGCAUUGUUGGGCCUGCAACACAAUGUGUAACUGUGACACUUUUUCCUUUGCAUAGACGAUGGCCAAGGCGUGGCUAUGAUGGACCUCGCGGAUCUCUUGGCGCAAGUUUUCGUGAUGGCCCCCGAGGACGGCGGACAAGAACCGGGUGGUGGCCCCGGGUGGCAGGAGCGGCCGUAAGGCAACUACCGGGCGAGAAGUUUGUGCUGACUGGAUUUUUUCAGAAAAGUACAGCACUGCGAGGCGGGUAUUUUUUUUUCGUGUUUUUCUACAUGGUACGCACUGGCAGAAGUAGAUUCUGCGUAUUCAUCAAGCAUGCGUCUUUACUACGCGACUCCCUCGUGAAUUUCGUUUCCAAUCGUAUCAGCAACGUACAUAAUACAUAAUUCCAUAGGUUUUGCAACAUGACGAGUAGAUGUUCGGCUUUCACUUUUCAUUGUUUUUGUCUACAAUUACGGAUGCGAAUGUAGGCUUUCUUUUUCCGAUAUUUUUCGCCUCGAUUGAAUGUUCCGCAUCCCAUCAUGUACUUCAGUCUACUGUUUUUUUCAUACUUUUUUACUUAUCCUGUUUCUUCAUUCAUUCAAGAUCUUGACUUUCCUCUGCUCUCGUCUGCAUAUUAUUUAACGAUAAACCCUUCACUUUAUUUCAAUUUUAUGUCGCUGCCAAAAUAGGGCAGGGGCACUAAAAAUUCGAUUCUGAAUUACCGAGCUCGAGUAAGUAGCAGUCCUUUACAAAUUCAAACGCAAAAAGUUUUCAUUCAUAAUUUCAGUUUUUGCCGAAAUGCGAGUUCACCACGUUUCUGUCGCACGUUCUCGACCACAUUGCCCAAUAUUUUAAUACUUGCUCUAUCGAAGUCGAACGUACACGUAGAGGCGGGGUUGGAGCCGAUAGCUUUUCUUUCACGAAAGCGAAAAGGCUCAUGUCUACUGCGUUCGCUGGUUGACGGUAACCCCGAAGGAACCAGCGCAACGCCAAGACGACGUGUUGUCCCGCUACCACCGUUUGUCUUUGUGCGCUUUGUGCGUAUUCUCGAAAGGCAUUGGAACUAGAAGAACCACAUAUGGCUCAGUCGUUGCUAGGCUCGGUAACACUACUUACUUAAGUCGCUCAUGAUACAGGUAUCUCUAUCAAUAUCAUGUGUGACGGUGACGACACCAACUACGACUACUUACUACUACCUCAUCGCAGCACGUGAAAUUUCAUCCUAGAGCUGCUACCAUGAUGGCCAGAAGGAAAUUUCUAGACAAAGGGAUGGCCGAGUAAAGCGGAGCCAAAUUUUAUCGAAUAUUCGUUCCAGCUUGCGAAAAAAAAAAUCCUUUCGUGAAAAGUAGCG